GUGAUACGCAGAUAGGUGAAUCCUCGCUGUCUUGAUUCUCCCUGAUCUCAUGAUACAGACGCCAAUUGGGACCAAGCCUCGUCAGUCGCAGGAAACCAGCCACUUCAACAUUUCAAUGGAGCGAGGGGCCCGCAUUUUGACAACUUCACAGGUGCCCAGGGCAACCCAGCCGGUCCGCAAGGCGGAUAUCCCAACACGGCGGGACAUAACCCGACUUACUACGAUCAAGGUCCUACGGGCAUGAACCCCGCACCAGCGGCGAACCUUUAUCAUGCAGACCAAAACUUCCAACAAUCAAUUGGCACGAUGACCGGUAACGUAGCAGGUCCCGCUCCGGCUCCUGGCACAGGUGCUGCUGUAGGUAUUGGAACCGGUACUCGUCAAGUCGAUAACAACUAUGCCAACACUGGUGCGAGUGUUGGGACCGUUGCUCCUGUUGGAACCAUGAACGCAAAGCCAUCAAUGGGCUCUCGAGUAAUUGUCACACUUAUAGGCGAAGCGGAGAAGAUGGCAGGCGAGUUGACUGGGAACCCUAAGCUCGUUGAGCGUGGCGAACUUAAGAAGGCAUUUCACCAGUGUAGUGCUUAAAGGUGGUUCAUUCAUUUGUAGGUGGCCGGCACUGGUGCCCUCCUGGGUGGAUACGCUACCACAGGACAACAACGGCGUUCAUGACUUGCAUCCUGAUGCAGGUUUUUGGGGUCGAUGCCUCCCCGUAAAAUUUGCCUUGAAUAACGAAAUCGAUAACUCGAUAACACAUAGAUGGAGUAAUUCCGCUAUACGAGAUCUAAAGGGUGUAGUAGACGGUCCUUCAGAACGUAUAGUCAGUCGCAGAAGAAUACAAUGUGCGAAAAUGAGUGGAAACGCGAGGCUGUUACACUCAGAAAAAGUCAAACGUUUAGGCUGGCAGGCUGGCGGGAACAAGGCCCUGCAAUACAGCACUCUGGCCAUACAGUGGAGACACUGACCAAAAGCUGAUACUGAGCUACCUCUGCUAGAAUUAGCGAGCGCGUAGUGAGCGGGCAGUAUUUCACUAACAUACAUUGUCAUUAGUACACAUGAGCGGGAUACAAAAGAAUCCUGUCUUUAUAUAUAAAUAUCAUGAAG
Messenger RNA from Somion occarium, 1104 nucleotides. The record is from the annotation of a GenBank genome assembly. Lineage: Eukaryota; Fungi; Basidiomycota; Agaricomycetes; Polyporales; Cerrenaceae.